Messenger RNA from Capsella rubella, 2352 nucleotides. RefSeq lists its product as uncharacterized. Lineage: Eukaryota; Viridiplantae; Streptophyta; Magnoliopsida; Brassicales; Brassicaceae. The record is from RefSeq and is a predicted model, not a curated record. The coding region runs from base 350 to 2101 and encodes 583 amino acids. The transcript has 11 exons.
AGGGUUGUUUUGUUUCCCCGGUACGCCUUUAUAAUUUCUUCCCACAGCUCUUUUGCCUCCUCCUCCCUCUCCCGAAUUUUUCUCUCAUUUUUUUCUUUCUCUCUUUUGCGUCCCAUCACUUUCUCGGAUUUUCUCGGCGACUUUCUUCCGUCCCAAGCUCUGCUUCGCUCCGUCUCCUCACCUCCUCCGAGGAUCGCUCUUGAUUCUUCUCUUCUCCUCUUCUCCGCCCGAUCUGUUUACUGUUUUUUUUUUUGUUUUACUGGUGUGGCAUAGUCAUGGAGGAAUUUAGGCAUCUGUGUUACUGAUUCUGACGGCGAUUGAAUCAAAUACUGUUCCGCCUUUGAAUACCAUGGAGCUGGUGAAACAAGAUGGAAAUGAUUCACUCGAUAUGCUCAUCAGACGAGCGGUUGGAAAGGAUCCUUUUCUUUCCUUCCCUAGACCUGAGAAUAGCCCAGUCCAGCUUUUUCAACUUCUCCAUACCUUAGAACGUCCAGGCUGGCCAUUGCUGACUCCUUUGAAGAUACAAAUGCAGAAGUGUGAAAAAUGCAGUAGGGAGUUUUGCUCUCCUGUGAACUUUAGAAGGCAUAACCGCAUGCAUCGGCGUCAAAGAAAGCCUGAAAAGGAUUCUGGCAAAGAGAGGGAUGCACUGGGAGCCUUUUGGAACAAGCUUUCUGCAAUUGAUGCUAAGGAGAUUCUCUCAUUAAAGAGCAUGAUGCUGGAGGAUGUUCCUGGGGCAUCAGUUGAGUCAGGACUAAUGUCACUUAUCGAAAAACCAGGAUACACUGCCCUGCCGCAAUAUUAUUUAAGAGCUGGCUCUGGCAUUUUGGAUGUUCUCCAGUCUAGACCACCAAGGUUCCCAGUUUCUUCGCAGGAACUUUUUAGCAUUCUCGAUGAUGCAAGUGAAAAAACAUUCCUGUCUAACGAGGCUGCACCAAUGCAAAAAUACAUUUUUGAUGGGGAAAUUGGAAAAAGUGUACUUGAGGCAAAAAAUGUCAUUGCUUGCGCAAGCUUCCUCCUGGAACAGCGAUUGAUCAAAGCAUGGCUGGCUGACAAAGAUGCAGAAGCUCUGAGGUGCCAAAAUUUACUGGUUGAAGAGGAAGAAGCUGCUCAAAGAAGACAAGCUGAGCUCUUGGAGAGGAAGAAGAGGAAGAAGCUAAGACAGAAAGAACAGAGAGAGAAGGAACAGAAAAAAGAUGCUAAGGAAGUCGAGAGUACCACAUCAGAGGAACAACAAUAUCCAGCUGAGUCAUCAAGCCAGUUAUCUGUAGCUUCUGAUUCCGAGGCACAGAGACCAGAUUCCAUAUCGAUUGAUGCUUCUUCAUCCCUAGAGGACCCUCAAGUUUUGGAAACUAAUAAUGGGAGAAACGAUGAAUGUCAAGCGCCAAUCGUUGAUGAUGAUGGCUUUGCCAAUGGCCAAAACAUGGAAAGGCAAAAUGGUCGUAGGUCGAAUGGGUUCCAUGCUAAUCAUGCACCAAAACUUGGAAACAUGCGAAAGAAUGGAAUCAACAGAGACACUAGGGUCAAUACAGCUAAAGUUUGGAGCCGAAAAUUAGAUAACCCCAGACUGAUAUCACAACAUGCAGCAGUAACUCAGCUAGAUCAAACAAGGAACGGCGACCUUCUGAUUGGAUCAGUGAGUUUAACAAUCCAAAAAGGUAGUUUCAGCGGAGAGCAUAACCAACCCAAAUGCAGUGAAGCUGAAAGAAGAACAAAGACUGUUGAGGUGAAACCCAUAUCUGAGCAAGCAACUAUAAAGAUAUGGAGACCAGUGAGCAGUCAGGGAAGGAAAGUUUCAGCAGUCCAUGAAAACGCAGACAAAGAAGAUAAAAAUUCAAACCCAACUGCACCCGAAGUAAAGACCGCUCAACAUCACAUAAGCUUGCAGUUUAACAACCACAAAGCAAAGGCAUUUCUUGCAGAGAGAUGGAAAGAGGCAACCUCUGCAGAACAUGUGACAUUGGUUCUGUCUCAGGAAACAUACAUCUCGGGCAACAACACUCACGAAUCCUCAAAUGGUGUUAUAAACGCAAGACCAAAGCCGAGGAUGAAACCCGAAAAGGGAACGAAGGUAAAAUAUGUUCCAAAACAGAGGAUUCCUUGAGAAACUUGAAAACAAAAGACUAGCUUGACUCUGGACCAGAGUAUCAUUCUUUUUAGGUAUACCAAAAGUGCAGUUUUAGCGGGAGAGACAGAUCUUUUCUUUUGCUUCUAGAGAGAUUUUUCCCAUUUAAAGAGUCUUCCAUUCUUUUUUUUUUUCACUUCUCUAUUCUCUAUAGGAAGAUAUUGAUUUGUUAUUUUGUUGAACUUUUUUUGCCAUGGAAAUUUGAAACUUUGAAAUGGGGUUCUUUGAUU